GGAGGUUCGCACAUGUGCGGAGGGUGUUGCGCUCGUGCGGCUCGUCUACGGAUUGGUGGAUUAAGCGAUCGAUUGCAUUUGUUAGGAUGGACAUGACUGAUGCGAGAUGUGAUUUUACGUAUUCCAGAAUGAGGAGUAUUAUGUCUGUCCUCACCGCUUUCAUCAAGGAUCGCAAGAUGGGUCUGAAUGAGUUGAUCCAGCGCCUGGUGUCCUACCCCCAGCUCUACCAGCAGUCAGGUGUCAAACCAUUCCUGAAGCUUGAUGAGAACCACAAUGAAGAACUGGAGGAUGGACUCCAGAACAGCUUGCUGUCCCAGUCCAGAAGCUGCCUGUCAGCAGAUUCCCAAAUCAGACCGGCAGACUUUGACUACCUCAAGGUUAUUGGCAAAGGCAGCUUUGGCAAGGUCUUGCUGGCCAGGCACAAGGAAAGUGGCCAGUACUAUGCUGUGAAGGUUCUUCAGAAGAAGAUGGUCCUGAAGAAAAAGGAGCAAAGGCACAUCAUGGCAGAGCGCAGCGUCCUGCUGAAGAAUCUGCAGCACCCGUUUCUGGUGGGCCUGCACUACUCCUUCCAGACGACCGACAAGCUCUACUUUGUCCUCGACUAUGUCAACGGCGGGGAGCUCUUUUGCCAUCUGCAGCGUGAGCGGGUGUUCUUGGAGCCUCGAGCUCGUUUCUACGCAGCGGAGAUAGCCAGUGCACUGGGCUACCUGCAUUCCCUGCACAUUGUCUACAGGGACCUCAAGCCAGAAAACAUUCUGCUGGACUCGCAGGGACACAUCAUGCUCACGGACUUUGGCCUCUGCAAGGAAGGCCUGGAGCCCAAUGGCACUACAAGCACCUUCUGUGGAACCCCAGAGUACCUGGCUCCAGAGGUGCUCCAGAAGCAGGCGUAUGACUGUACUGUAGACUGGUGGUGCCUGGGUGCUGUGCUCUACGAGAUGCUCUAUGGUCUGCCGCCGUUCUACAGCCGCAACACAGCAGAGAUGUACAACAACAUCCUACACAAGGUGCUGGUGCUGAAGCCCAAUGUGUCAAAUGCAGGCCGGGAACUGCUGGAGGGCCUUCUGCAGAAGGAUCACACCCAGAGGCUCGGCGCGCAGGGUGACUUUAUGGAACUAAAGUGCCAUGCUUUCUUCUCACCCAUCAACUGGGAUGACCUGAUGGCCAGGAAGGUGCCGCCCCCCUUCAUCCCUUCAGUGGUUGGCCCUACUGACCUGCGGCACUUUGACCCCGAGUUCACCCACCUGCCAGUUACAGGUUCGCUGUGCAGCCAUGACAGCGCCAUGGCAACUAACAGCAUGCGUGAGGCAGCCGCUGCCUUCCCAGGCUUCUCAUAUGGGCCCUCUGCAGGCCAUGCCUUUGUUUGAGGGACUGCCGUGUGCAGCACCUGCCUCCAGGGGCUCAAUCCAGCGCGGUACUGGCAGGCGCACUGUGUACGUGCGUGUAACAGCUGCACAGGACAUCUCUGCUGCCAUUCCACUAAUCAGCUCACUGCAUCCUCACUGUUAGUGAGGAUAUACUUCACUCCACAAGGAACUCAUGUCCAAGGAAACUCCCAUCAUUUGACAUAUUUCUCAGGUUAAAAUGUUUGUAGCUCUGAGAAGAGCUGUACAUUUCAAUAACUACAGUAAACUUGGUAAAUACCAUUCAACUUCCUCAAUUCCAAUUGAAAGUGGCAGUUAAGUGGAAACAGAUUUCUUUGAAAAUGCUCCCACUGUAUUUAUGUACAUUAUGUAUCUGUAUAACUUGUGUGUAUUCAUAUGGAACAGACUGCUGCUGUCUAUCGAUAGCUGCAUGAAUAAAUACUGUGACUAAAGUUUGGGCCAAAGCCUGAUGUCCUACUGCCUUGCUGCUCGUGGAUCUGCUCAAGGGCCUAACUGACAGCAGGCAUCAGCCCAUGGAUCAACUAGCUUCCUUUGAGUUGCUGCUUUUCUGGUCUGUAAAUAUUCCUGCUCUCACCACCUAGCCUGCUUGCUGUCUUCUGUUCAUUCAGUAAACCUGUUUUGUUACUUAAUUUAUAUGUUGCUGCUGGGAAAUGUGAAGGGUUUUGCUCAGUGGCCCCUUUACUCUACCUCUGAGGGUACUGUAAACAUACUGGCAGACUCUACCGAGAGCAGUUACACUAAGUAAACAGUAAAAUGAAAAGUUGAAGCUUACAGAGGAAGCCCUCAUCUCUCGCUGCUCAUUGUUUUUAAGGGCCCAUAUUUGACUUUUGCAAAAGUUUGCAUUCUGUGAAAUGCGGUAACACUGAGAUUCAUCAAACUGACAUUAUUGAUUUGCAUCCAGGAGGUUAACAUGUGCAAAAGAAGGCAUGAUUUGUACACUCUCAUGGGGAUGUAAUGCUGUUGUCCACAAGUGGUUGAGCUAUGAGUUCAUCUGUGGGAAGGUUUUGGUUGUCAAUGUCUGCUCUUGGGAAACCCUGUGUUGUAUGUUAUUUUUGCACAUUAAAACCUGUUUCAGAGGCCUGUGUUAAAUGCGUGUAGAAGCAAUAAAGCUUGAAAGUGGAGCA
Molecule: messenger RNA, 2509 nt
Organism: Scleropages formosus (Asian bonytongue)
Lineage: Eukaryota; Metazoa; Chordata; Actinopteri; Osteoglossiformes; Osteoglossidae
Product: serine/threonine-protein kinase Sgk1-like
Exons: 13
Coding region: 87-1367 (426 amino acids)
Biological process (GO): protein phosphorylation
Molecular function (GO): ATP binding; protein serine/threonine kinase activity
Source: RefSeq, a predicted model, not a curated record